AUGGUGGUGCAAACUUCUGCAGGAAGAAUAAGAGGAAAAACAAUGAGAGUCCUUUCGGGAAAAGUGACUGCUUAUCUCGGCAUACCAUAUGCAGAACCACCCAUUGGACAACUUCGAUUUGCAAAACCAGUGCCUUCCAAACCUUGGACUAAUGUGCGGGAGGUGACCAAAUAUUCAAACACAUGUUACCAGAAUGUAUCCAAUUCAGAAUCAAAGGCCCUAUGGGAAAAAAUAUGGAGUCCAAACACAGAACUUAGUGAGAAUUGUUUGUACCUCAAUUUAUGGGUUCCGUCACCGAGACCAAAAAAGGCAGCUGUUAUGGUGUGGAUCCAUGGAGGGGCAUUUAUGUCAGGUUCCUCGUCCCUGUUAGUGUAUAAUGGUAGAUUUCUAUCUCACACUCAGAAAGUUAUAGUUGUUUCUAUGAACUAUAGAUUAGGUGUCUUUGGUUUCUUGGCUUUGCCUGGCAAUUCUGAUGUUCCUGGCAACAUGGGAUUAUUUGAUCAACGCUUAGCACUUCAGUGGGUUCACGAUAAUAUAGCAGCAUUUGGAGGGAACCCCAAAAGUGUGACAUUGUUUGGACAGAGUGCAGGAGCUGCCUCGAUAAACAUGCACCUUAUAGCGUCCCAAAGCAGUUCUCUCUUUCAUAGAGUCAUCAUGCAAAGUGGCAGUUCGAACACUCCCUGGGCUUUUGUAAAAAGUGUGGAUGCAAAACACAGAGCUGCAGCUUUCGGUAAAAGAAUUGGAUGUCCUUAUAGCAGCGAUGCUGAGUUUUUGAGCUGUCUUCGUGGUAAAUCUGCCUAUGAUGUAUUGUGCUAUAGUUUGGCAGACCCACAAAGUAACCUUUUGUCUCAGGUUAUAUUUCUACCUGUGGCUACUGGAGACUUUUUUACUGAGAAAGCUGAAAUGUUAAUGCAACAGAAAAUCGUGGAGAAAAAACAAAUCCUACAAGGCACAAACAGAGAUGAAGCAACAUAUUUUUUGGCUAUGGGCGGUCCGGGUUUUAGUAAAGAUACAGAAAGUGUCAUUGGUCGGAAAGAUUUCGUAAAAGCUGUGAAAUGGAUCUUACCUGAAAACACUGUUCUGACUGUGGAUGAUAUUGAAUGCGAAUACAUAGACGAGAAAGAUGAGGACAGUACAAUCAAUUACCGUGACGCUGUAGCCAGUAUGGCUGCAGAUAGCCUUUUUGUAUGCCCAAUGAAGCAGUUUGCAAACAAGUAUGCCGGACAAGGGAAUAAAGUCUACUCCUAUUUGUUUAACCACCUUCCACCAGCUGGAGCUUGGCAAAAGUGGAUGGGCGUUAUGCAUGGUUAUGAGAUUGUAUUUGUGUUUGGAAUGCCAUUUAACAAAUUUGGAAAGUGGACCCAAGCAGAGGAAGUACUCAGCAAGAACAUGAUGAACUACUGGUCAACCUUUGCAAGAACUGGUAAUCCAAUUGGCCAAGAAGUCACAACAGUUAAGUGGCCUGUAUACACACAAUUAAAACAACAAUAUAUAAUCUUAAAUGCCAAAAGACUAGAAGUUAAAAAAAGUUUCGAAAGCAAACGUGUAACUUCUGGAAUCAAGAGAUUCCCAAACUCGUCAAGAGCCGAAAUUAAUGAAACAGAAGAACAGUGGAAAGAGGAAUUCAGCCAAUGGUACUCCCAUAUCUUAGGAUGGAAAGAUCAGUUCAAUGCAUUUAAGAAUAAGAAAUAUGGAUGUGCAGGUGAAGCUAUGAAUCCUGUAGGAAAAAUCGUGCAGUGUAUUCAUAAAAAUGACAUGACGCCAGCUUAA
This is a messenger RNA of Callorhinchus milii (elephant shark), 1770 nucleotides long. Its product is annotated as cholinesterase. The record is from RefSeq and is a predicted model, not a curated record. Gene Ontology annotation, cellular component: plasma membrane. Gene Ontology annotation, biological process: choline metabolic process; acetylcholine catabolic process. Gene Ontology annotation, molecular function: acetylcholinesterase activity. Lineage: Eukaryota; Metazoa; Chordata; Chondrichthyes; Chimaeriformes; Callorhinchidae.